Molecule: messenger RNA, 807 nt
Organism: Triplophysa dalaica
Lineage: Eukaryota; Metazoa; Chordata; Actinopteri; Cypriniformes; Nemacheilidae
Gene: mrps24
Product: mitochondrial ribosomal protein S24
Exons: 4
Coding region: 77-592 (171 amino acids)
Biological process (GO): translation
Cellular component (GO): mitochondrion
Source: RefSeq, a predicted model, not a curated record
UACUUUUUUUAUCAUCUAUGUAAUAUCGCCCCAAGGUGGUAGGUGGCAGUAAUGCGCUAAUACUCUCGCGCAGUUUAUGGCACUAAACAUGGCGGCGCCCUUGAUAAGACACACAAAAUUCUUGUCGGCGGUAACCAGCCAGUUAACUUCAGCUGCCUGUCUCAGGAAUAUUCAUUCCACUGCAGCUUGUUUAAAGAACCGUGCAGCUCGUAUUCGAGUAGGUAAAGGUGACAGACCAUUGACUUAUGAACAGGCGUAUCAUCCUCAUCACAUUGGCCACAGAAAGGGCUGGCUCUCACAACACACCAGUAAUCUUGAAGGUGUAGGCGGAGCGGCUGAUAGGGUCGUGGAGGACCUCUUCAUCAGAAGAUUCAUGUACGGCACAUUUCACGGCUGUUUGGCUGAUGAACUGGUGAUAAAACGCAGAGGCAACAUCCUGGUCAUUUGUGCCGUGAUGAUCCAGAAACUCUUGCCACCAAAAUUCUAUUUUCUCAUUGGGUACACAGAGGAACUGCUCUCUCAUUUUUACAAGUGUCCGGUUAAAAUGGAGGUGCAGACGGUGGAAGAGAAAGUGGUCUACAAAUAUCUCUGAGACCGUGUGUGCUGGAUUUCUGUAAUGUCAUCUUUGUGUGUGUGUUUAAAAGUGCAUGUUGAAUGAGUUUUGCAUAUUUGGAAAUGUAUGCACGUUAAAGAUUCAAAUGAGGGUCAAACAAGCAUCUGUACAAUGUGUAUAUCUGUACAAUUUCAAAUUAUACUAUCAAAAUACUAGUGAUUGACGUUGUUGUUAAUAAAUUUAUCAUGGAAUAA